AUGGUGUCUAACCCUCGUAGCAGUGUAGGUCUCAUCACCUUCAUCAACGACAUCAAGAAGAGUGGUCUCUAUGUCCUGGGACAUGUACAGCUAGGAGACCUGGGUAAGAGGAAACACGGAGGCGUUGGGUUUUUAAGAUUAAAGAAGCCUUUUACAUUUCACUUCCAUUAUUCUCCAAGAGUGGCUGUCACGCUCGUUUAAGGACGGAUCAGACCAAGGCGCAGCGUGAAAUGCAUACAUGUUUAUUUCAACGAUAAACACACGAACAAAACAACAAACCAACGUAACGUGAAGUCCUCAGGCUAAACACAAAACAAGCCUCACACGGAACAAGAUCCCACAACCCAUGAUUGCCAAUAGGCUGCCUAAGUAUGAUCUCCAAUCAGAGACAACGAGCGACAGCUGCCUCUGAUUGGGAACCACACCCGGCCAAACAUAGAACUACACAACCUAGAAUGCAACAUAGAAAUACUAACAUAGAAUCUCCACACCCUGACUCAACAUACAAGAGUCCCAUGAGUCAGGACGUGACAGUACCCCCCCCGCCCAAAGGUGCGGACUCCGACCGCACCAACCUGACAUGACAGGGAAGGGUCCGGGUGGGCAUUCCGCCUCGGAGGUGGAUCCGGCUCCGGGCGUGACGACCACAUUCUCUCAGCCUCCCCGUUACGCCCCUGGUCUGGUCUGGACCUCGGCGCGCUGCUUCCCCUCUCCUACCCUGGUGUGGGAGAUCCCGAACCUGGAGAGGGGCUGACGUCUGGGUCUGGACUGGAGCCGCUGACCGGAGCUGGACUGGGCACCGGUGGAGCGGACUGCUCUGGCUCCGGACUGGAGCCGCUGACCGGAGCUGGACUGGGCACCGGUGGAGCGGACUGCUCUGGCUCCGGACUGGAGCCGCUGACCGGAGCUGGACUGGGCACCGGUAGAGCGGACUGCUCUGGCUCCGGAGUAGAGCUGCUGACCGGAGCUGGACUGGGCACCGGUGGAGUGGACUGCUCUGGCUCCGGAGUACAGCUGCUGACCGGAGCUGGACUGGGCACCGGUGGAGCUGCUGACCGGAGCUGGACUGGACCCCGGUGGAGUGGACUGCUCUGGCUCCGGAGUGGAGCAGCUGACCGGAGCUGGAUCAGGCACCGGUGGAACGGGCACGGGCCGUGCCGGACCAGACACACGCACCACUGGUCUGGUGCGAGGAGCAGGUACGGGCCAGACCGGACUAGGAACACGCACCACUGGCUUGGUGCAAGGAGCAGGAACGGGCCGGGCCAGACUGGGAACAAGCACCACUGGCUUGGUGCAGGGAGCAGGCACGGGCCGGGCCGGACUAGGAACACGCACCACUGGCCUGGUGCGAGGAACAGGAACGGGCCGGGCCGGACUGGGAGCAUGCACCACUGGCUUGGUGCGAGGAACAGGAACGGGCCGGACUGGCGACACGCACCACUAGCUUGGUGCGAGACACAGGCACGAGGUGUACCGGACUGGGAACUGACGUUAGAGAUCUCCGACUGUACCAGUCUUUCACUCUCCGCGCCCAGUCCUCCUCCCGUGAGGACUCCUCCCUGAGCCCCCACGAGUGCAGUGGUUGGGGCUCUUCUCCCAUGUCCAGGAUCCCUUUCCGUCCAGGAUCUCCUCCCAUGUCCAGGAUGUCUGCUCCUGGGCACGCUGCUUGGUCCAUUUUUGGUGGGAUCUUCUGUCACGUUCGUUUAAGGACGAGUCAGACCAAGGCGCAGCGUGAAAUGCGUACAUGUUUAUUACAACGAUAAACACACGAACAAAACAACAAACCAACGAAACGUGAAGUCCUAAGGCUAAACACAAAACAAGCUGACACACGGAACAAGAUCCCACAACCCAUGAUUGCCAAUAGGCUGCCUAAGUAUGAUCCCCAAUCAGAGACAACGAGCGACAGCUGCCUCUGAUUGGGAAUCACACCCGGCCAAACAUAGAACUACACAACCUAGAAUGCAACAUAGAAAUACUAACAUAGAAUCUCCACACCCUGACUCAACAUACAAGAGUCCCAUGAGUCAGGGCGUGACAGUGGCUGAAUACCUCCCACUCAUCCAUUGCAAUUCAGGCUUCUUGGUGAAUGUCUAGCAGAAUUGUGUUAGACUGAAUUGAAGUCAAACCAAUGUUUGAAGAAGUAUAUCUCUGACUUGGCUAGUGCAGUACAGUAACUAAAGCUACAGUUGAAGUUGGAUGUUUACAUACACCUUAGCCAAAUAUAUUUAAACUCAAUUUUUCACAAUUCCUGACAUUUAAUCCUUUAGCAGAAAUCAAUCAUGCCCCCGCUCUCUCUUAUCAGUCUCGAAGCUCAGUCUUUCAGGGAGUGUGCGCCGUAGCAGCGAUAGUACGGGCUUACAUAGUAGUGGAUAGUACAGCCAGCAUUAGUAUAGCCAGCACAGGAGACUCACACUCCCAUAUACAGUUGAAAUCGGAAGUUUACAUACACCUUAGCCAAACACAUUUAAACUCAGUUUUUCACAAUUCCUGACAUUUAUUCCUAGUAAAAAUUCCCUGUUUUAGGUCAGUUAGGAUCACCACUUUAUUUUAAGGAUGUGAAAUGUCAGAAUAAUAGUAGAGAGAAUGAUUUAUUUCAGCUUUUAUUUAUUUCAUCACAUUCCCAGUGGGUCAGAAGUUUACAUACACUCAAUUAGUAUUUGGUUGCAUUGCCAUUAAAUUGUUUAACUUGGGUCAAACGUUUCGGGUAGCCUUCCACAAGCUUCCCACAAUAAGUUGGAUUAAUUUUUUUGUCCCAUUCCUCCUGACAGAGCUGGUGUAACUGAGUCAGGUUUGUAGGCCUCCUUGCUCACACACGCUUUUUCAGUUCUGCCCACACAUUUUCUAUAGGAUUGAGGUCAGGGCUUUGUGAUGGCCACUCCAAUACCUUUUGCCACAACUUUGGAAGUAUGCUUGGGGUCAUUGUCCAUUUGGAAGACCCAUUUGUGACCAAGCUUUAACUUCCUGACUGAUGUCUUGAGAUAUUGCUUCAAUAUAUCCACAUAAUUUUACUUCCUCAUGAUGCCAUCUAUUUUGUGAAGUGCACCAGUCCCUCCUGCAGCAAAGCACCCCCACAGCAUGAUGCUGCCACCCCCGUGCUUCACGGUUGGGAUGGUGUUAUUCGGCUUGCAAGUACCCCCUUUUUCCUCCAAACAUAACGAUGGUCAUUAUGGCCAAACAGUUCUAUUUUUGUUUCAUCAGACCAGAGGACAUUUCUCCAAAAAGUACGAUCUUUGUCCACAUGUGCCGUUGCAAACCGUAGUCUGGCUUUUUUAUAGCGGUUUUGGAGCAGUGGCUUCUUCCUUGCUGAGUGGCCUUUCAGGUUAUGUCAAUAUAGGACUCAUUUUACUGUGGAUAUAGAUACUUUUGUACCCGUUUCCUCCAGCAUCUUCACAAGGUCCUUUGCUGUUGUUCUGGGAUUGAUUUGCACUUUUCGCACCAAAGAACGCGUCUCCUUCCUGAGCGGUGUGCCGGCUGCGUGGUCCCAUGGUGUUUAUACUUGCGUGCUAUUGUUUGUACAGAUGAACGUGGUACCUUCAGGCGUUUGGAAAUUGCUCCCAAGGAUGAACCAGACUUGUGGAGAUCUACCAUUUUUUUUCUGAGGUCUUAGCUGAUUUCUUUUGAUUUUCCCAUGAUGUCAAGCAAAGAGGCACUGACUUUGAAGGUAGGCCUUGAAAAACAUCUACAGGUACACCUCCAAUUGACUCAAAUUAUGUCAAUUAGCCUAUCAGAAGCUUCUAAAGCCAUGACAUCAUUUUAUGGAAUUUUCCAAGCUGUUUGAAGGCACAGUCAACUUAGUGUAUGUAAACUUCUGACCCACUGGAAUUGUGAUACAGUGAAUUAUAAGUGAAAUAAUCUGUCUGUAAACAAUUGUUGGAAAAAUUACUUGUCAUGCACAAAGUAGAUGUCCUAACCGACUUGCCAAAACUAUAGUUUGUUAACAAGAAAUUUGUGGAGUGGUUGAAAAACAAGUUUUAAUGACUCCAACCUAAGUGUAUUUAAACUUUCGACUUCAACUGUAUAUGUGUGGUAAGCCAGGCUGCUUACCAGUGUGCGAGAAUGGUGUGACAAACAAAAAACAUCCAGAAAACCGCUCGUUGAUGAGGUUGAAGGUGAAAGCAAGAAUCGUGCAAGCUAACAGGCGGGCCACAAACGGGCAAAUAACGGUGCAAUAUAACAGUGGUGUGCACCAGCGGUUCCAAACUUUUUCACUCAGGCCUCCCUUCCAGCAUUGGGGAACAUCCUACGCUAACCCCUCGCGCCCACACCGUUUGGGAACCACUGCAGAAUGGCAUCUCGGAAUGCACAACUCGUUGGUCCUUGUCACGGAUGGGCUAUUGCAGCAGACGAACACACUGGGUUCCAGUCCUAUCAGCUAAAAACAAGAAGAAGCGGCUCCAGUGAGCACGCGAUCUCCAACACUGGAGAAUUGAGGAGUGGAAAAACGUAACCUGGUCCGACGAAUCCUGGGGAAUGUUUUCCUGGCACACGUUAGGUCCCUUGAUACCAAUUGAGCAACGAUUCCAUGCCCCAAAUCAUUCAGGCUAUUCUGGAUGCAUAGGGGGGUCCGACCCGGUACUCGAUGGGUGUACCUAAUCAACUGACCACUUAGUGUAGGUGUGUGUGUGUAGUGCUAUAUGGUGUCCUGUGAUCAGGCUGUUCUCUGGACAGCCAUAUGAUAUAGUGUAACUUUUAUCUUGACAAGACUUUCAGUGGUGUCAGAGCGCCUCCAUUAUUGACAGGCCCAGCCUCUUUCUCUCUCUCUCUUUUUUUUUUUUUUUCUCUCUUUCUUUUUUCUCUUCUCUCUCUUUUUUUUUUCUCUCUUCUUUUUCUCUUCUCUUCCUCUCUCUUUCUCCGUCUCUCUCUGUGUUUCUCUCUCUUUCUCUCGUUCUCUCUCUCUGGUUCUCUCUCUUCGUGUCUCUCUCUUCUUUCUCCCUUUCUCUCUCUCUCUCUGUCUUCUCUUCUCUCGUGUCUCUUCUUCUCUCUCUCUCGUGCUGUCUCGUGUCUCUCUCUUUCUCUCUCUCUCGUGUCUCUCUCUCUCUUCUCUCUUUCUCUCUCUCUCGUGUCUCUCUCUCUCUCGUGUCUCUCUCUUUCUCUCUCUGUGUCUCUCUCUCUCUUGUGUCUCUUGUCUGUCUGUAGCUCUUGUUAUGUUCUUCUGUGGCACACUGCCCAAUCAGGUCACUACACAGAGAAAGAACUUCAUCUCUUAUUCUCUGAGGACUUGGCAGAUAAUGGCCCCUGGCCAAAAUGUUUGCACAGAUAUUGAUGUUUUGUUUCUCUCUCUCUCUCUCAGACACGUUACCGUCCGACCCUCUCCAGUGUCGUUAUGACUCGUGGUUGUCUCUGGUGUACCACCUCAACAUCAAGGCAUUUGUCAACCUCACCCUGGCUGACUCGGUACGGCACGGGGUUCAACAUCUACUCUUCAUCUCUGGCCUAGGUCAGUGAUUCUAUUCACUACUCUCUGAUAUCAUGUAUUAGCUAUAACUCUGCCCCACCUGUCACUCAUACACACCUCUUUUACCAUCUCACCCAUUCACUCAUCUCUCCAUCUUUCCAUCCCUCUCUGUCUCUCUAGGUGGGAUGAGGCCCAACACCUUGGUCCUGGGUUUCUAUGAUGACUGCACCCCCAAAGACAAACUCACUGACCCCGCCCUCGCAGAUGCCACCAUCCCCACUCAGGACCCCGAGGACGAACGCCCGCCCUACCACUUCCCCGCCCUGCGGCCGUCCAAUGAUGGCAAGGAGGGGGGGAAUGGAGAAAACGGAAAAGUCAUGGGACCCCAAGAAUACGUGGCGGUGAUCGCAGACGCCAUGAAGAUGUUGAAGAACGUAGCGCUAGCCCGCUACUUCCACCAGUUCGACCGGGCCUCGACCAUCUCCUCGUCCCCAGGGAAGGGUGCUCUGUAUGUGGACAUUUGGCCCGUCAACCUGCUGAGACCAGACAGCUCCAGCUAUAUAGACACCUGCUCUCUUUUCCUGCUCCAGCUCGCCUUGCGUCCUAAACAUGGUCUGCGCAUGGCACCAUGCUAGACUCCGCCUCUUUCUGUGUGUGGAAGAAGGGCGGAGCCUGCGGUGCUCUGAGGAGAAGCUGGGUCAGCUGCUGAAGGAGCUGAGGAUCAAAGCCAACGUGUACACAGUGCCCUGGGACCAGCAGGUGGCGCUACACUGGCAGAGGCAGGGUGAGGUGGGCAAGAGGAGCAACGCCACAAGGCUGUCGGAGGAGUAUCUGUCGGUGGUUAAUAGGUUGAUCCUGGAGCAGGCCCGCCCCCCUCCGGCCGUGGGUUUCCUGUAUUUGCCCCGCCCCCCGACUGACACGCACCGCUACACGGCCUACCUGCGCCAGCUGGACCUGCUCACCAAGGACCUGGGUCCUACCCUGCUCAUACACAGGUUACACCUGUGCUCACCACCGACCUCUAGCCCCCGAACUCUAACCCUAAACUCUCACCAGCUGACCCCUGAUGAAACCCUUAUUUCAUCCCCUUACCAAAUUGCUGCAGGUAGAAGUGGUACUUAGACAAAGGUCAAGGAUCCACUUACCUUCCCCAAAGCUGUACUAAUAUACACUAUAUAUACAAAAGUAUAUGGACACCCCUUCAAAUUAGUGGAUUCGGCUAUUUCAGCCACACCCGUUGCUGACAGGUGUAUAAAAUCGAGCACACAGCCAUGCAAUCUCCAUGGACAAACAUAGGCAGCAGAAUGACCCAUACUGAAGAGAUCAGUGACUUUCAAUGUGGCACUGUCAUAGGAUGCCACCUUUUCAACAAGUCAGUUCGUAAAAUUUCUGCACUUCCCCAGUUAACUGUAAGUGCUGUUAUUGUGAAGUGGAAACGUCUAGGAGCAACAAUGGCUCAGCCGCGAAGUGGUAGGCCAAAGAAUCUCACAGAACGGGACCGCCGAGUGCUGAGGCGCAAAGCGCGUAAAAAUGGUCUGUUCUCGGUUGCAACACUCACUACUGAGUUCCAAACUGCCUCUGGAAGCAAUGUCAGCACGAGCUGUUCGUCGGGAGCUUCAUGAAAUGGGUUUCCAUGGCCGAGCAGCCACACACAAACCUAAGAUCUUCAUGCGCAAUGCCAAACGUCGGCUGGAGUGGUGUAAAUCUCGCCGCCAUUUGACUCUGGUGCAGUGGAAACGCGUUCUCUGGCAGUCCGACAGAUGAAUCUGGGUUUGGCGGAUGCCAGGAGAAUGCUGCCUGCCCGAAUGCAGAGUGCCAACUGUAAAGUUUGGUGGAGGAGGAAUAAUGGUCUGGGGCUGUUUUUUAUGGUUCGGGCUAGGCCCCUUAGUUCCAGUGAAAGGAAAUCUUAAUGCUACAGCAUACAAUGACAUUCUAGACGAUUCUGUGCUUCCAACUUUGUGGCAACAAUUUGGCAAAGGCCCUUUCCUGUUUCAGCAUGACAAUGCCCCCGUGCACAAAGCGAGGUCCAUACAGAAAUGGUUUUUCGAGAUCGGUGUGGAAGAACUUGACUGGCCUGCACAGAGCCCUGACCUCAACCCCAUCGAACACCUUUGGAAUUAAUUGGAACACUGACUGCGAGCCAGGCUUAAUUGCCCAACAUCAGUGCCCGACCUCACUAAUGUUCUUGUGGCUGAAUGGAAGCAUGUCCCCCAUAGCAAUGUUCCAACAACUAGUGGAAAGCCUUCCCAGUAUAGUGGAGGCUGUUAUAGCAGCAAAGGGGGGACCAACUCCAUAUUAAUGCCCAUGCUUUUGGAAUGAAACCUUUGACGAGCAGAUGUCCACAUACUUUUGGUUCCCCUAUCCUCUUUAUGAAUAUGGAAGGGUUGCACUGGCCAAAAAGCUAAAAAGUUAAUAAUAAUAUAUUGAUUUUACUCCUUCAGAGGGACUGAAGUCUGA
Molecule: messenger RNA, 7858 nt
Organism: Coregonus sp. 'balchen'
Lineage: Eukaryota; Metazoa; Chordata; Actinopteri; Salmoniformes; Salmonidae
Source: the annotation of a GenBank genome assembly